AUGCUCAUCCUCAUGCCCAUCCUCGUCCUCAUCAGCCAACGCCUCGUCACUCUGUGUCGCGUCCUUAUUAGCCAUGCCUGCCUGCUUGCUUGCCUGCCUGUCCACAUUGGACCCUGGCAUUUUAAGACAUCCAUGUUGCUAGGGGUUCCUCGUAUUCAAUGUUUGAUCUGCCAAUUUCAGUCCCAGCACGUACCAGUACGCGCUGAAGGAUCGCAAUUGAGCAAUUCAGGGAUUCGAGGUGAGUGCAAUACAGUCAGUACAAGAUGGGAAGCUAGCAUCUGGAAGUUAUUCUGUCCAAUCCACGUUUGA
This is a messenger RNA of Fusarium pseudograminearum CS3096, 309 nucleotides long. RefSeq lists its product as uncharacterized. The record is from RefSeq and is a predicted model, not a curated record. The coding region runs from base 1 to 309 and encodes 102 amino acids. The transcript has 9 exons. NCBI's taxonomy places the organism in Eukaryota, Fungi, Ascomycota, Sordariomycetes, Hypocreales, Nectriaceae.